AUGCCAAAAGAAAAAAGCAGAAGAGGAGAGGAGAACAUGGAGACAAGAGGCGUGUGCCGGGCACAAGUGUACGAUGAAGUGGACUCCGAGUCACUCUCUAUAAAUAGACCAGAGAUGAGAGUCGGUAGGAAAUCUCGACUGGGGGAGGGGGACACGCAUUUCCUCUGUAUUGAUCAAAGAGCCGAAGAAAGACAGUGGGUGACGCAAAGCCAGCUCGAUAUGGUCCAUGUCAAAUCAGCCGGCGACGCAAUUCGUGGGUAUUCUUUGUUGGGGGACCCGUACCAUAACAAGGGACUUGCCUUCACUGACAAGGAGAGAGAUGCUCACUACUUGGGAAAGACUAUUGAGGUAUUAAAGAACUUCCCUGAGAAGAACAUCCAAGUUAUUGUUGUCACUGAUGGUGAGCAGAUUUUGGGGCUUGGGGACCUUGGCUGUCAGGGAAUGGGAAUUCCUGUAGGAAAAGGUGCUUUAUAUGCAGCGCUUGGGGGUGUUCGUCCUUCUUUAGUUUGGUUUUUAUUGAAGAUGGAAGAUGAUGGAAGAUGGGACAACCGCAAAUUUGAUUCUCUAUCCUGGCGUUUAAUCAUAAAUCAUUAGUCAUAGUGUUGAAAGACGAAAUUGUCCAUUGAAGAACAAUGUCUGCUAUACAAGGCGAUUCAAAUAGCUCACCUCAAGUGGAAGAUAUUAACUUGUUUCCUUAAAGAAUGAGUUUUAUUUUUUUCUUAUUUUGUAAGAAACAUAUGGGUCGAAACUUUACAACUUAAUGUUUCUCUUUAAAUUCA
This is a messenger RNA of Nelumbo nucifera (sacred lotus), 779 nucleotides long. RefSeq names its product NADP-dependent malic enzyme-like. The record is from RefSeq and is a predicted model, not a curated record. Gene Ontology annotation, biological process: malate metabolic process; pyruvate metabolic process. Gene Ontology annotation, cellular component: chloroplast. NCBI's taxonomy places the organism in Eukaryota, Viridiplantae, Streptophyta, Magnoliopsida, Proteales, Nelumbonaceae. Gene Ontology annotation, molecular function: malate dehydrogenase (decarboxylating) (NADP+) activity.